Messenger RNA from Lingula anatina, 533 nucleotides. RefSeq lists its product as uncharacterized. Lineage: Eukaryota; Metazoa; Brachiopoda; Lingulata; Lingulida; Lingulidae. The record is from RefSeq and is a predicted model, not a curated record.
CAGACAAACCCAUAGCUGUAUACAGUGGUAACAUUCAUUUGACAAGUAUUGGAUCUAGUAACUUUGAAAAUAUUACAGCAGAAAAUAAGACAGCAUGGACUUUGGUGGAACAGAUGAUACCAGUGGAAGCUUGGGGGACAGUUUUUGCUAUGCCUAAGAUGAACAAUGUCCAGGUUAAGGUCCUUGCAAGUCUUGACCACACAGUGUUAACCUUUGCCAAUGGGACAAUGACCAAAAUUAAGAAGCGUGGUCAGUCCGUGGUCAUUCCUCCCUCAGUGGACAACAGUGGCUUUUACAUCACAGCAAGCAAACCUGUCCUUGUAGUUGCCUAUGUGGAAGCUGAGAAUGUGUCUUCUCUUGGAAUGAUUGUUCUGCCACCUGUACAGCAGGGAGGAAGCAAUUUCUUUUUCACAAGCGAAUCACCAACCAUGAUAACCAUAGCAGUUGAUGCCUGCCACUUGGACAAUGUUCUUGUGAACAACUUUCCCCCACGUAGGUGGUGCUGUAGUACAGCCGUACCCAUCNNAUGUUAA